GUUUGCAGAAGGCUGGAUCCACUUGCAAAUUUGCCCUUUGACCACCAUGUCGUCCUCGGUUCCCUGCACGAACGCGGCCUGCUUCAUCAAGACGCCCCACUCGCACGACCAGCGCUUCUCGGAGCCCAAGAUCCUCAACACGAUCCUUGACCACGUCGGCAACACGCCCUUGGUCAAGAUCAACAAGAUUGCCGAGAAGGCGGGCCUUCAGUGCGAACUGCUCGCCAAGUGCGAGUUCUUCAACGCCGGCGGCUCCGUGAAGGACCGCAUUGGCAAGCGCAUGGUCGAGGACGCCAUGAAGUCGGGCCGCAUCAAGCCCGGUGACACGCUCAUCGAGCCCACGUCGGGCAACACGGGCAUUGGCCUCGCGCUCGCGGCCGCCAUCUACGGCUUCCGUAUGAUCAUCACGCUCCCGGAGAAGAUGUCGCAGGAGAAGGUCGAUGUGCUCAAGGCGCUCGGCGCCGAGAUCAUCCGCACGCCGACCGAGGCCGCUUGGGACUCGCCCGAGAGCCACAUUGGCGUCGCGAUCCGCCUCAACAAGGAGAUCAAGGACUCGCACAUCCUCGACCAGUACACCAACCCGUCCAACCCGCUCGCGCACUACGAUCAGACCGCCGAAGAGAUCCUCGAGUCGUGCAACGGCAAGGUCGACAUGCUCGUCAUCUCGGCCGGUACCGGCGGUACCAUCACGGGCACGGCCAAGAAGAUCAAGGAAAAGUGCCCGAGCUGUGUCGUCAUUGGCGUCGACCCCAUCGGUUCGAUCCUCGCCGUCCCCGACACGCUCAACGACUUUAACCGCCUCAAGUCGUACCAGGUCGAGGGCAUCGGGUAUGAUUUCAUUCCGGAUGUGCUCCACCGCGACGUCGUCGACAAGUGGGUCAAGACGGGCGACAAGGACUCGUUCUUGAUGGCGCGCCGCAUGAUCCGCGAAGAAGGUCUUCUCUGCGGCGGCUCGUGCGGCUCGGCCAUGUUUGCGGCCGUGAACGCGGCCAAGGACCUCAAGGCCGGCCAAAAGUGCGUCGUGAUGCUCCCCGACUCGACGCGCAACUACAUGACCAAGUUCCUCAACGACGACUGGAUGUACGACCACGGGUAUGUCGAGAACGUCGAGAAGAAGCCGGCCAACAACGCGUGGUGGGCCAAGAAGACGGUCUCGGAGCUCCCGCUCAACGUGCCGUACACGAUCCACCACGACUUGACGUGCAAGGAGGCUGUCGACAUCCUCAAGGCCGAGGGCUUUGACAACUUGCCGGUCGUUGACGAGACCAACACGAUCGUUGGCGUCAUCUCGGAGGGCAACUUGAUCGCGCAGCUCCUUCCGGGCCGUAUUCAGCCCACGGACGAAGUCUCGAAGGCCAUGUACAAGCAGUUCCGCAAGGUCUCGACGCAAACGUCGCUCUCGGAGCUCAGCCGCAUCUUUGACAAGGACCACUUCGCGCUUGUCGUGACCGAGCAGCGCACGUUCUCCAAGGGCGGUGCUGUCGAGACGAAGAGCGUCAUCUUUGGCGUCGUCACGCGCAUCGAUCUGCUCACGUACAUCACGCAGGGCCAGCAGUAAACAGUGCCACCACUAAUGUCUAUAUUUCACUCACCUUGCGCG
Molecule: messenger RNA, 1600 nt
Organism: Saprolegnia parasitica CBS 223.65
Lineage: Eukaryota; Oomycota; Saprolegniomycetes; Saprolegniales; Saprolegniaceae
Product: cystathionine beta-synthase
Exons: 3
Coding region: 47-1558 (503 amino acids)
Cellular component (GO): cytoplasm
Molecular function (GO): cystathionine beta-synthase activity; cysteine synthase activity
Source: RefSeq, a predicted model, not a curated record